This is a messenger RNA of Armigeres subalbatus, 952 nucleotides long. Its product is annotated as tRNA-specific adenosine deaminase 2. The transcript has a single exon. Gene Ontology annotation, biological process: tRNA wobble adenosine to inosine editing. Gene Ontology annotation, molecular function: tRNA-specific adenosine-34 deaminase activity. The coding region runs from base 1 to 486 and encodes 161 amino acids. Gene Ontology annotation, cellular component: nucleus; cytoplasm. Lineage: Eukaryota; Metazoa; Arthropoda; Insecta; Diptera; Culicidae. The record is from RefSeq and is a predicted model, not a curated record.
AUGGAGCAUUUUAUGGAACAAGCCCUGGAACAGGCACGCAAAGCGGAACAUCUGAAGGAAGUCCCGGUGGGGUGUGUUUUUGUCUAUCGUGGUGAAAUAAUCGCCAACGGGUGCAAUCUGGUGAAUGAAACGAAAAAUGCAACACGCCAUGUGGAAUUUAUCUGCAUCGAUCAAGUGCUGGAAUACUGCAAGACUAAUGGCUUGAAGCAUGCCGACGUAUUCCGAGAAGUGACCGUAGUGGUGACGGUUGAACCGUGUAUAAUGUGUGCAGCGGCACUGAUCGAGUUGAAUGUACAUGAAGUGAUCUACGGAUGCAAGAACGAUCGCUUCGGAGGCUGCACCGUGCUGAAUGUUCCGGGGUUGCUCAAGACUAACAUUCCCAUACGUGGUGGAGUCAGAGCAGAUGAAGCAAUGGAACUGCUUAAGGAGUUCUACAAAGGAGAAAAUCCUUCAGCACCCGUUCCUAAGGUAAAAUCAAAGAACUAAGUUAGCAUUUGUUUUAUUUUUAUAUAUUUUUCAACAAAAAAUAAUUAUUGGAGUUUGUCUUGAUCCGAAUAACACCUAUACCUACUAUACUUUUUUCGUAUUGUAGUUUUGCCUUCAUAGUACAUUAGUACACUACAUAGUACGUUAAGAAUCAAUUCAAAAACCAGGAGACCCAUAGUUUAGUAACCAAUAGACUAACCCUUAAAUGUGCAAUGUUGUUUUAAAACAACAAACCAAAAAUAAGUUAAAUGUUAAUGAUUUUAAUGGCUGUUUUCGUUAAAAAUAUUUUCGACGAUUUGUAAAAAAAAUCGCCUUACGCCUUUAAGGGCUAAGUUCGAUUGUUUGUGUAAUUGUACAUUAAUUUAUUAUCAAAAUUAUAGCAUAUGUAAAUAUAAAUUCAAUCAAUUAACAAGAUGAACCAAUGUUCCUUAUAAUACAGAGAUAUACGCAAGCGCAAGGUAAUACC